Seminavis robusta is the source of this 1634-nucleotide messenger RNA. The record is from the annotation of a GenBank genome assembly. NCBI's taxonomy places the organism in Eukaryota, Bacillariophyta, Bacillariophyceae, Naviculales, Naviculaceae.
AACUGCCGCACCGCACCCCAUGGAGUUGCAGCUGUCAUCUUUUCUGUUUGUUGUCUUCAGCGCCUUCCUUCGGUUCUAUUUUUGCCAUGUCCCGUGUUCGAGUUCGUCGUGAUCGCUCUGGUGGCCAUGGGAGUGGGGCUAAGGGUACCACAGCAAAAGGCAUGGCCAGACGAGCCAUCAUUGGAUGCUCGAUUUUUGUGUGCGGGAUGAUGGUGGUCUGGUUGGAUCGGAAACAAACGAGUGCCCUGCAAGGCAUGUCUCGCUUUUUGGAACACUCAAUGCCAAUGAGUACCGAUACAACCAAUCAUGAACAAGCAAGCAAAGGACCCCUUCACGCCCGAGGAGAACUUCGUCCCUAUUGUGAGGGGACCACAGACUACUUUCAAGAGGAAAAGUUGGAGAGUGCCAUUUCGCAGGCUCGAUUUUUCCACACACAAGGUGGAAGUUUGAAAUCUGUCCAAUCUCUCAUGGAUAGUAAUAUUGACGCCACAGUGAAACAGCUGAAUGUCACCUUCAUUCCCAAGGGUAUGCAGAAAAGCCAAGGAACUCAAGAUGUAACCCAAUAUCUCAAAUCUUACUAUGCUCAGAACUAUGACCCUCGUGGAGGAUAUGGAAAACUGCUUCCAGGAGAGUACACAAAAGAGAAUCCAAUGAUUUUGGAAGGACGUUAUGUACAGGUUGUAGAUCCAGAUGCCACAAGAGAACGCUGGGAUUAUUCUCUCGGACCUCAAGACUUGGCUUGUCCAAACUUGCUCAGAAUGGGAGGCCGAGGAGCCGAUGGCACCAAAUGGUAUUGUCAACCAAUGCAGAAACAGGGGAAACCCAGCAGUAAUGAGAACAACAACCAUUUGCGGCGUCUAUCAACUGAUAAUGCCAGAAGCAGCAAAAAUGACUGCCACAUUAUCAGUAUCGGUGGCAAUGACAACUGGACGUUUGAGUUGCAAGUGGUGAAAAUGUUACCAGGAUGUGUUACCCACACUUUUGACUGUACCCUUGAGAAUGGAACACCCAAGCAAAAACCUGACAGAGACGACAUUCGAUUCUACAACUACUGCAUUGAUAGCAAAGAAAGAAAGGAUGAGCAUGGACGACACUAUAUUACCUACUUUGACAUUGUCCAGAAGGCUCAGCUGAAGGUACCACCCCACAUGUUCAAGAUUGAUGUUGAGGGAUAUGAGUAUGAUGUCUUCUCCUCCAUGAUUCAACAAGCCAAUAGUGAUGAUGAAAUGACAAUCAUUACCAAGAACAGUGAUGGAACAACAAACACAGCACACCAUCAACCUUCCUAUUGGUUGCCCCAACAAAUCAUGGUGGAGCUACACUGGGCAACUCGAAUGACUGGUGUCAGCUGGAUGCCAAGGUCACGAACCACCGCAGAAAUUGCUCUACUCUCCAACAUGAUGUUUACGGGAGGUGGAUACAUGCCCACAUUUCGGCGGUGGAUAAGGUUUUGUCCGUCAUGCAUUGAAGUUCUCUACUUUCGAACGUUGUGCUAGCCACUUUGCUACUGGGGUUGCAAAGGACAAGAAUUGCUACAGCUUGGCAAACAUAGAGUACUUGCAAGCUCGAUAGAAAGAUGUAUAAUAAAAGUGUAUCAGCAGCUUCGUGUGAUAAAACAAUACGCGGACACUUAC